UGGGUGGUUUGACUCCAAGCACAAUGUCUUCUGGGAGGGUCCGAGCAAAGAAAAAAAAUAUGACAUUGGAUCAGUCUCCUGACAACCUUCCUUUGAGGAGUUCAGGGAGGCAGGUACGGAAGAAGGCUGCAGAUACCGUGGAUGAUGAUGAAGAUUCGUCAGAGAAAAAGUAUCGGAAGUGUGAAAAGGCAGGGUGUACAGCAACGUGUCCUGUUUGCUUUGCAAGUGCAGCUGAAAGAUGUGCUAAAAAUGGCUAUACAUCAAGAUGGUAUCAUCUCUCCUGUGGGGAACAUUUCUGCAAUGAAUGUUUCGAUCAUUAUUAUAGAAGUCACAAAGAUGGCUACGAAAAAUACACUGCCUGGAAACGGAUUUGGACCAGUAAUGGGAAAAGCGAACCAAGUCCUAAAGCGUUUAUGGCUGAUCAACAGCUCCCUUAUUGGGUACAGUGCAUGAAACCAGAGUGUGGGAAGUGGCGUCAACUGACAAAGGAAAUCCAGCUUACCUCACAAAUAGCCAGAACAUAUCGUUGUGGCAUGAAACUGAACAAUUCCAUCAAGGUGGAAGGCUCAGAUCAGUGCUCCAUGCCUGAGGAUCUGAGAGUUGCUGAGGUUUCAGAUGCCUGGUGGUACUCCAUGCUCAUUCUUCCGCCUUUGCUGAAGGACAGCGUAGCAGCCCCUUUGUUGUCUGCAUACUACCCUGACUGUGUGGGUAUGAGCCCCUCUUGCACCAGCACUCACCGGUUGCUUGGCGAAUCCAACGCUGUGAAAAUGGAGCACUUGAAGACCCCCCCUACUAUAGCUGGAAUGAACAAGUACUUCCAGCCUUUCUAUCAGCCCAAUGAGUGUGGUAAAGCACUAUGUGUGAGGCCGGAUGUGAUGGAACUAGAUGAACUCUAUGAGUUUCCGGAAUAUUCAAGAGACCCCACCAUGUACCUGGCUCUGAGAAACCUCAUUCUGGCUCUGUGGUACACAAACUGCAAAGAGCCUCUCGCCCCUCAGAAGUGUACUCAUUUCAUCAUUGUUCGAGGUCUUGUGCGUAUUCGCUGUGUACGGGAGACAGAGCGGAUACUUCAUUUUAUGACCAGGAAAGGUCUGAUUAAUACAGGGAUUUUGUCUGUUAAUCCUGACCAGCCUCUUCUUCCCAAAGACUAUCACAAUAAAUCUGUAAUUGUGGUUGGGGCUGGUCCAGCAGGAUUAGCAGCUGCAAGGCAACUUCACAAUUUUGGAAUCAAGGUGCUUGUACUUGAAGCGAAGGAAAGAAUUGGAGGGAGAGUGUGGGAUGACAAGACGUUCAAAGGAAUCACUGUUGGGAAAGGGGCACAGAUUGUGAAUGGCAGCGUCAACAAUCCAGUAGCACUUAUGUGUGAGCAACUGGGGGCUAAGAUGCAUAAACUUGGAGAGAAGUGCGACUUGAUUCAGGAAGGUGGGAGGAUCACUGACCCUACUAUAGAUAAGCGCAUGGACUUCCAUUUUAAUGCCAUCCUUGAUGUUGUAGCUGAUUGGAGAAAAGAUAAAAAUCAGCAUCAAGAUAUUCCUCUUGGAGAUAAAAUCCAAGAGAUCUAUAAAGUUUUCAUUCAGGAAUCUGGUAUCCAGUUCAGUGAACUGGAGGAAAAGGUCCUGCAGUUUCACCUCAGUAACCUUGAAUAUGCCUGUGGCAGCAAUCUCCAUGAGGUUUCUGCGCGCUCCUGGGAUCACAAUGAAUUUUUUGCGCAGUUCGCUGGUGAUCACACUCUUUUAAGCUCAGGGUACUCUGCCGUAAUGGACAAAAUGGCUGAAGGCUUGGACAUUCGGUUAAAGGUCCCUGUCCGAGGCAUUGACUAUUCAGGAGAAGAGGUCCAAGUGACUGCAGCAGACGGAACUCAGUGGACCGCCCAAAAGGUUUUAGUUGCCAUACCUCUAGCUAUACUUCAGAAAGGUGCCAUUCAAUUUAACCCAGCUUUGCCGGAGAGAAAAAUGAAAGCCAUCAAUAGUUUAGGAGUGGGGGUCAUUGAGAAGAUUGCACUGCAGUUUCCUUACAGAUUCUGGGACAGUAAAAUUCAAGGAGCUGAUUUUUUUGGUCACAUCCCGCCUAGUUCCAACAAACGCGGCCUGUUCAGUGUUUUCUAUGACAUGGACCCACAGCGUAAAUGCUGCAUUCUGAUGUCUGUCAUUACUGGCAAUGCCGUGGCAAGUAUCAAGAACUUGGAAGAUAAGCAGAUUCUUCAACAGUGCAUGGUUGUCCUCCGUGAACUGUUUAAGGAACAGGAAGUGCCAGACCCAGUCAAGUAUUUUGUGACACGAUGGAACAAAGAGCCUUGGAUCCAAAUGGCCUAUAGUUUUGUAAAGACAGGUGGCAGUGGUGAAGCAUAUGAUAUCCUAGCGGAAGACAUACAAGGAACAAUCUUCUUUGCUGGCGAGGCCACCAAUAGGCACUUUCCACAGACCGUUACAGGAGCAUAUUUGAGCGGUGUCCGAGAAGCAAGCAAAAUAGCAGCAUUUUGAAAGCGAAGCUACUGUUUACAGAUU
This is a messenger RNA of Euleptes europaea (tarantolino), 2504 nucleotides long. RefSeq names its product lysine demethylase 1B (gene KDM1B). The transcript is spliced from 21 exons. The record is from RefSeq and is a predicted model, not a curated record. NCBI's taxonomy places the organism in Eukaryota, Metazoa, Chordata, Lepidosauria, Squamata, Sphaerodactylidae. Gene Ontology annotation, molecular function: protein binding; zinc ion binding; oxidoreductase activity. The coding region runs from base 24 to 2480 and encodes 818 amino acids.